Phodopus roborovskii (desert hamster) is the source of this 2164-nucleotide messenger RNA. RefSeq names its product molybdenum cofactor synthesis 3 (gene Mocs3). The record is from RefSeq and is a predicted model, not a curated record. Bases 64 to 1440 code for a protein of 458 amino acids. Gene Ontology annotation, molecular function: thiosulfate-cyanide sulfurtransferase activity; URM1 activating enzyme activity; adenylyltransferase activity. Gene Ontology annotation, cellular component: cytoplasm; cytosol. The transcript has a single exon. Lineage: Eukaryota; Metazoa; Chordata; Mammalia; Rodentia; Cricetidae. Gene Ontology annotation, biological process: protein urmylation; tRNA wobble position uridine thiolation.
UCGCUAAGAGACGGGCAACCGGAAGCGGAAGUCACUCCCCGGAUAUGUCCGCAAGAGGCUGUCAUGGCUGCCCGGGAGGACGUAGCGGCUUUACGGGAUGAAAUCGCCCGGCGUGAGGAAGAGCUGGCUUCGCUGAAGCGCAGGCUGACUGCGGCCCUGGCGUCUGAGCCCGAGCCCGAGCGUCCCGUGUCGCUGUCGCCGCUGCUCCCCAAGGCCGCGCUGUCGCGGGACGAGAUCCUACGCUACAGCCGCCAGCUGCUGCUGCCGGAGCUGGGCGUGCGCGGUCAGCUGCGCCUGGCAGCCGCUUCGGUGCUGGUGGUGGGCUGCGGCGGGCUGGGCUGCCCGCUGGCGCAGUACCUGGCGGCGGCCGGCGUGGGCCGUCUGGGGCUGGUGGACCACGACGUGGUGGAGACGAGCAACCUCGCCCGGCAGGUGCUGCACGACGAGGCCCUGGCCGGCCGCGCCAAGGCGUGGUCGGCGGCCGCCGCGCUGCGCCGCCUCAACUCGGCCGUGGAGUACGUGCCGUACGCGCGCGCGCUCAGCGAGGCUUGGGCGCUCGACCUGGUCCGCGGCUACGACGUGGUGGCCGACUGCUCGGACAACGUGCCCACGCGCUACCUGGUGAACGACGCGUGCGUGCUGGCAGGCCGGCCGCUGGUGUCCGCCAGUGCGCUGCGCUUCGAGGGCCAGAUGACCGUCUACAACUACGACGGCGGGCCGUGCUACCGCUGCGUGUUCCCGCGGCCGCCCCCGGCGGAGACGGUGACCAACUGCGCCGACGGCGGCGUGCUCGGAGUGGUGCCCGGCGUGGUGGGCUGCGUGCAGGCCCUCGAGGUGCUCAAGAUCGCCGCGGGGCUCGGGACGUCCUACAGCGGCAGCCUGCUGCUCUUCGACGGCCUGGGGGGCCACUUCCGCAGGAUCCGCCUGCGGCGCCGCCGGCCCGACUGCGUCGUGUGCGGCCAGCAGCCCACCGUCACCCGCCUGCAGGACUAUGAGGCCUUCUGCGGCUCGUCGGCCACCGACAAGUGCCGUGCCCUGAAGCUCCUGAGCCCCGAGGAGCGGAUCUCUGUGACCGAUUACAAGCGGCUUCUGGACUGCGGAGCGCCCCAUGUGCUGCUGGACGUCCGGCCUCAAGUGGAGGUGGACAUCUGUCGUCUGCCGCAUGCCCUCCACAUCCCUUUGAAUAAGUUGGAACGCAGGGAUGCCGACAGCCUGAAGCUCUUAGGGGAUGCCCUCCGGGAAGGGAAGCGGGAUUCACAGGAAGGGGCUGCGCUCUCUGUGUAUGUGAUUUGCAAACUGGGGAAUGACUCCCAAAAAGCCGUGAGGGUCCUGCAGUCCUUAACGACAGUGCCAGAGCUAGACUCUUUAACUGUCCAGGAUAUUGUAGGGGGACUCAUGGCCUGGGCCGCCAAAAUUGAUGGGGCAUUUCCACAGUACUGAGGGGACAGCAUGUGAUCUGCGUGGAUCCAUUUAUUUGCACCUUUUCAAUAAUGUAGGAAGAGCCUGGGCCCGUACUCUCUGACAAAUGGACUCUUUUUUUUUUUUUUUUUUUUGGCAAGGAGCUUUUUGAGAUAAUAGGAUAAAAUUGUUUCUGAGAGCUGCCUUGUGUUUUGGGCACUUGUAUAGUACCUUCAACAUGUGACUUGGAAGUGACAGGACCAUUGUUUCUCAUCUGUUUCAAUCAAAAUGGCCCCUGGACCAUCCAUUUCAUACCCGGAAUUAAGAUGCAGUUUUACUACAUCUUAGUCUAACUAUUCACAGUUGGCGCACUUGCGUUCAGCACAUUCUUAAUUAAGGUGUUGUCUGGGUGGUUGGAGAAAUGCGGUAGCACCGCUCCCCUCCCCCAUCUGACUUUCAUUACUCCUGUGUUGGGUCAUAACUGUCUGACGACAGUUCCACGAGGGCAGAUGUCUCCCUGCCUCCAGCACCAGACACAGACAUACACGCAGGGAAAACACUAAUGAAGUUCUAAAAUAUUUUUAAAAAAGAUAUUAUUUGAGGCUUAUUUCUACUUAACAUGAUAGGAUAUAAACCUUAGAAAUGCAUAACUGCAGAGUGUUUUCAUUAUCUGGAAAGUGGUCAUUCUAGAACCUGUUGUGAUUGUCAGUGCAAUCUUGACAGCAAAAUAAAGGACACUGCCUGUGGAUCAUCAGCUUCCCUCAAA